Molecule: messenger RNA, 1866 nt
Organism: Recurvomyces mirabilis
Lineage: Eukaryota; Fungi; Ascomycota; Dothideomycetes; Mycosphaerellales; Teratosphaeriaceae
Exons: 1
Coding region: 1-1866 (621 amino acids)
Biological process (GO): glutaminyl-tRNAGln biosynthesis via transamidation; mitochondrial translation
Cellular component (GO): glutamyl-tRNA(Gln) amidotransferase complex; mitochondrion
Molecular function (GO): glutaminyl-tRNA synthase (glutamine-hydrolyzing) activity
Source: RefSeq, a predicted model, not a curated record
AUGCAGCCAUCGACACUAUGCAAUGCGCCAUUGCAUCUUGCACGCGCACUUGGGCAUCCACACAGUGCUCUCACUCGUGUACCUCGCGCUUGCAUAGUCUCGAAAUGGCUCCAGUCUCGCAAGAUCACCACCGGACGACGAUCACUCCAGCAAGAAGCUAUACCGCUUCGCAAACACCUGAAGGAUGAAGCGAAACGGAAGAAGGCAGAGGCUAGGAUCAAUGGCGACAAUAUAUCCAACAAAAGGCAAAGGACAGACCCGAGACUAGAGAAAUGGGAGCUCACUGUGGGUAUCGAGAUACAUGCUGAGCUGAACACUGCCUGUAAAUUAUUCUCCUCUGCAUCCGCGGAGCCUUACGAUCAGCAACAUGCGACCACUCCGAAUAGUAGAGUGGCACUGUUCGAUGCUGCCAUGCCAGGAACACAGCCUCAAUUCCAGGUCGCGACUCUGCUUCCAGCUGUACGAGCAGCCAUCGCGCUAGGCUGUGAUGUUCAGCACAAGAGCGGCUGGGACCGAAAGCAUUACUUUCAUUGGGAUCAGCCGAAUGGAUAUCAAAUCACGCAGUACUACAAAGCUUUUGCUAAGGACGGCUCUCUAACUCUACGUGCUUCCGAUGGCGUGCCUGCUGGAGAUCUGAAUGGUGCAGACAGUCUAGUCAUUGGCAUCAAGCAGAUCCAGAUGGAGCAGGAUACAGCAAAGACAACGAAUGUCGGGAGCUCCGCUUAUCAUAUCGAUCUGAAUCGGGCAGGCAUGCCACUCAUCGAGAUCAUAACAUUGCCGCAUAUUCACAGUCCCCAAACGGCUGCAGCUGUUGUGCGCAAAAUACAAGCCGUUCUCAGGUCUGUGGAUGCGUGCGUUACUGGCAUGGAAUUGGGAGGAUUGCGAGCAGAUGUGAACGUCUCCGUGCGGCAGAGAGGUACGGACGGGACGGGUGCGAGUUAUAGUGGUGUGAGUGGUCUUGGCCAACGUACAGAGAUCAAGAACCUAUCCUCGUUCAAGGCUGUCGAAGACGCUAUUGUGGCGGAGCGCGACCGUCAGAUCAGUGUCCUGGAAGCCGGUGACGUGAUUGAAGGCGAGACCCGCGGCUGGACUCUGGGUGCCACGGAGACGACCCGCUUACGUGGCAAAGAGGGCGAGGUAGACUACAGAUACAUGCCUGAUGCUGAUCUGCCUCCUUUGGUUAUCGGCAGAGACCUUGUUCAGCAUCUCACUCAAACACUGCCCACCCUACCAGAUGCAAUGGAGGUCGAGUUGCAGGAGAUAUAUGGUCUCAGCUUGAAGGACGCCAAGACGAUGAUCGACGUUGACGAAGGCGAUCGUGUGGACUUCUUCGAGACUGCAGUAGAACACGUGCUAUCGAGUGAUGAUGAGGCUUCGGAUUCAGAUGUGGCUGCGAACAAGCGGAAGGUUGGAAAAAUGGUUGGCAACUGGAUUCUACAUGAACUUGGUGGUCUCUUGACGACGCAGGAACGUAGUUGGGACGAUGUUCGUGUCACACCCAAGAAGAUGUCCGACAUCAUUGUCUUGCUACAGGGCAAAGAGAUCACUAUGCGAGUGGCCAAGCAACUUCUCACCGAAGUUUUCGAACAGGAGCCAUGCUCCGAGCCAGUGCCAACGAUCGAACAGCUAGUCGACGCUGGCAACCUACGUCUGCGACCAUUGACCCAAAGGGGCUAUGAAGAGCUCGCACAAUCAAUCGUGGACGCAAGUCCUGACAUGGUGAAAGCUGUUCGUGAGAAGGGCCAGAAAGGCAAGAUCAUGUGGUUCGUUGGCCAGAUGGUGCGCACGGGUGAUGAGGGCACUGUGGAGCCGGAGAAAGCCAAGGAAGUCCUCGAGCGCUUGAUGGCCAGAAAUGGAGCACCCUGA